AUGUACUGCGACUCCGACGUGCAAUCUCUGCAAUCUACACCGCACACCAUAGACACUUAUGGUCAAGGAGCUGUCUUUUGGGGAGGAAGUCCUGUGGCUGCUCAAACGGCAGCGGCGGCGGCCCUGCAUCGAGCUGCCUCUACAGCAGGAAGAUGCCCAACAGAAUCAAGAGGAGCUGCCUCUACAGCAGGAAGAUGCCCAACAGAAUCAAGAGGAGCUGCCUCUACAGCAGGAAGAUGCCCAACAGAAUCAAGAGGAGCUGCCUCCACAGCAGCAAGAUGCCCAACAGAAUCAAGAGGAGCUGCCUCCACAGCAGCAGCAAGAUGCCCAACAGAAUCAAGAGGAGCUGCCUCCACAGCAGCAGCCGCUCCAAGACGCCUCUCAACGGGAGGAUCAGAAGGGACAGACGCUGGUGUCUCUCACAGAGGGUCGAUUGCAGCACUACGUGAGGCGGCGGACUCUGCAGUCUCCCAAGAAGACUGGCAAGCGGAAUUUGACGCACUCAGACAAUCCCUCGACACGUUCAACAAAGGAGAGCCCCCACGAGAGUCUGUUUACCCCAUCGAAGACAAGGGCCCUGCUGCAUGCGCUCCUUGGCGGACCACCCUCGUGAUUGAAGCGAUUGACUGUGGCACAGGCGGGUGCGCUGUAUGUCUCCCUGUCUCCGCUGCUACAGCCUUGCGGCGAGACGCUCACAGCCAGACGCUGCGGCUGCUAAGCGGUAGCAAGGCGUUGCCGCGCUUCGUUUCGCCCCCCAUAGUGCUGCCUCGCCGCAUGCGGAGGCUGCAGUUCCACCUCUUCCGACGAACUCCGUGUCGACAACUCCUGAAGCAGUCGACAGCGUGGAAGGAUACGGGAGAGCUGCUGGCCAGCAGAACUGUCGCCAUUCCAGAAGGCCCCUCCUGCGCCGUCAAGUGCAUUUUCGGUUAG
Cyclospora cayetanensis is the source of this 930-nucleotide messenger RNA. RefSeq lists its product as uncharacterized. The transcript has 5 exons. The coding region runs from base 1 to 930 and encodes 309 amino acids. NCBI's taxonomy places the organism in Eukaryota, Apicomplexa, Conoidasida, Eucoccidiorida, Eimeriidae. The record is from RefSeq and is a predicted model, not a curated record.